AUGUGCCCUAUAACACCCUCCUCCACAAAUGGCGCUGUCACACACAAACACGAGGCGGCGCAGAGGAUCACUAAACUACUACAUGGUGGCCAAGAGCCUGGCUCGACACCAAAGCGAUCACUUCUAUGGAAAGGCUCUGUGGAAGAGCUUCUGGGCUUCGGCGUCCAAGACAUCCCGACAGAAGAAAGUUGGUGGUUGGCAAGAAUUCAUUCAGAAGACCUGUUCGAUGUCGUCAACAGCCUUUCCAAGAUCCUGGCUCCAUCGCCAGAGACGCCAUAUGCUUCCGAGGCUAGGAUCUGGACACACGACUAUCGGUUCAAACUCGCGAAUGGACAGUUUCUUCUCAUAUCAGAGAGGUCAAUUGUGGAUAGAGAUGAAAGUGGCAAUGUGCUUUGCAUGACGAGCACGAUUUUCGAUGCCGAAAAGAGAAAAAUUGAACGCAAAGCACACAGGGAAUUCCUGGACUCGAGGAACCAGUUCGCGCUCAUUGCGAAUAACACGCCGUCCGGUAUCUGGAUGAUGGACCCCCAGGGUAAACCGAUAUACACAAGACAUACUCGAGUGAUGCUGACAUGA
Molecule: messenger RNA, 576 nt
Organism: Aureobasidium uvarum
Lineage: Eukaryota; Fungi; Ascomycota; Dothideomycetes; Dothideales; Saccotheciaceae
Source: the annotation of a GenBank genome assembly